Danaus chrysippus (African queen) is the source of this 756-nucleotide messenger RNA. The record is from the annotation of a GenBank genome assembly. NCBI's taxonomy places the organism in Eukaryota, Metazoa, Arthropoda, Insecta, Lepidoptera, Nymphalidae.
AUGAAUUCGAACAAUAUUGAUGUUGGGAAAAAUGGGGAUCCUGAGGGAAAAGUUUCCGAAUCAGAAUUUGUAAACCGAAUGCCGGAGAUCUCAUCUAAUGAGGGGAGUUAUGCUUUAAAAAUUUUUCGAUCCUCGCUUAAUAUACUAGCACAUAUAUUAAUCGGUGUAACGGUUGGAAUAUCACUCCUUUUCUCAUUCGCAAGAGGAAUUCCUCUGGGAACCACGAUGUUGCAUAUUGUAUUGUGUGUGAUUGGUUUUCAAUUACUUAUGUCAGAAGCAAUCCUAUCAUUGUGUCCUUACAAUGGAUGGUCAAAUUAUUUACGUUUAGCAGAUAAGAAGAGAGCCCACACCAUUCUCCAAGUCGUUGGUUCAGUUCUAGCCCUCGCUGGUUGUUUUGUUAUGGUUUUAGCAAAAAAUGUGAAUUUUAACACGUUGCAUGGACAAUUUGCCCUGGUUGCAAUGGUUUUCACAGUAGCGAGUCUGUUUAACGGCUUAACAUCCUGGUAUGCUUUCGAAUUACGGAAGUGUCUUCCAGGAAAUUUAUCCAAGAUCACACACAUUGUUUUUGGUAUCGUAGCCUAUGCGAUGUCUGCCAUUUCACUGUGCUAUGGAUUCAAUAAGGGCUCCUUUAAAAACUGGGCCUCACCGGACUUCACAUAUACUUUGAUAGCAUUUACUGGUUGCUUUACACUAAUUUGUAUUAUUACUCCAAUCUUUACUUUCUUUGAAAAAUCUAUAGGAUGCUUGAGAAGGUAA